AUGGAAAUUCCAAUAUUUUCAGAGGCACCUCUUUUGAUGCAGAGGAAUAGAGAGGCUUUUGUUCAGCAGAUUAAGAGGGAUUUGGGAGAAUACUUUGCUAUAAUGGGUAUAAAAGAUUGUGAUUAUUAUGGUUUGGAAGAAAUUUUGGAAAGAAUAAAAACUUCUAACAUAAAAUUUAAUAAAGAUGUAGUUAGGAAUGUGUUUCUAUCAAUAAAGCCAACACAUAUGGGAAAAUGUAGUGGAAAACAACUUAAGGAUAGCUACUUGAAGAGGAGGUGGGAACUCCAAACAAUGUUGGAUACUUGUUUUAGGGAGUUUGAGGCGUUGGAACAGCUUAGACAGCAAGCUGAGAACAAUUUGAGGAGAUACGAAAAUGUUGCAAGCAAGUAUGAUCAAGAGGAGAGCAAGCUGAUGAUUCAGGUAGUAAGUUUAGAUUUGCAGAAGGAGAUGAAUUUAGAUGCAGGAUAUAAGGUCCACUUGGAAUGUCAAGACCAGGUAAUUGAAACUCAAAGCAAGAAGUUUCAAUAUGAUAAGAAAUGUGUAUUUUGGAAUGAGUUAUUUAGCUUUGAGAUUGAGAGAAAAUUUGGGAGUGAGGCAAACCAUUUGGAUAUUAUCUUAUUGGAUAGCAGAAAUAAUCUGCAGCUAGGAGGAUGUAACGUAAUCUUGGAUGAGCUUGCAGACCAAAGAAAGCAUGAAUUAAAAAAAGAGAUUUACAGCAAUGCUGAUGAAGUAGUUUUAGGAUCCCUUUUGAUUUCUUGCCAAUGGUUAUACUCAAGACAUAUUUUAUAUAAGAGUUAUGUACGAGAAUUCAAACAAAAAAGAGAUCAGAAAAUGGAAGAUUUAAAUACUUACCAAAAUGAACUAGUUUAUCUGGACGAACCUUUCUUACCAAAACCGAGCAAUCUAUCUCUAUAUUCCUAUCUAUCAUCUGUUCCAGACUUUCUAGCCAACAAACUAGAUAACUCACUUACUCAAUUUAAGAUGAAUGGCCCGGAAGUGCUUUAUAAGUAUGUAAUCUUUAUAUCCUUUCUCCUCCAAUGGAUUACUAGUGCUACCAGAUCAUGUUACUUAGAUUCCCUAACAACCUGUUAUAUUUUUUGGUGUAAUCUUGGAAAUGAGGGUUUUGCCUCCUCUAGAUGGACUGAUAAUGGAUUCAAAUUUAUCCUUUAUUCAAUAUUUAUAUCACUUAUUAUUGACAUAUUUUGGAUGAAAAUCUUUUUCCCUGCAUGGAGUGUUAGUUCUGAGGAAGGUGACCUUCGUAAUUUCUCCAAAGUUUUCACUUUCUUUAACUUUGCAUGGAAAAUCAUCCUUUUCUUUAUCAUUUGGAAGUCCAGAAACGACUUUAUUAAAUUCCAACAAUAUGAUGAAGCUUUACUGAGAAAAAACAAACAUGUGAAUCUAAGCCUACAAAAUCAUCUUAGUUACUAA
This is a messenger RNA of Cryptosporidium ubiquitum, 1428 nucleotides long. RefSeq lists its product as uncharacterized. The transcript is spliced from 2 exons. The record is from RefSeq and is a predicted model, not a curated record. NCBI's taxonomy places the organism in Eukaryota, Apicomplexa, Conoidasida, Eucoccidiorida, Cryptosporidiidae. The coding region runs from base 1 to 1428 and encodes 475 amino acids.